AAAACCAACAAAACAACCCACUUUACACACUUCCACAAUUAUAAAUAUAUAUAACACCAACUUAAAGAUUCAUAUAUAAAAUGGCAAAAAAAUCAGUAAAAGAGCAAGCUUAUAAUGGGUUAGGAAGCCUAAUUAAACUAUUACCAACAGGAACAGUUUUUAUGUUCCAAUUUUUAAGCCCUGUGUUAAGCAACUAUGGGCAAUGCCACCCUAUAAACAAGUACUUAAUGGGCGCUUUGCUUGUCAUUUGUGGCUUUAAUUGUGCAUUUGCUACGUUUACUGAUAGCUACGUCGACGAUGAGGGUAACGUUCACUAUGGAAUUGCUACGUCCAAGGGCCUAUGGCCGUCGAAUCGUUCGAGCAGUAAGGCUGAUUUGUCCAAGUAUAAGCUGAGAGCUGCUGAUUUUGUGCAUGCUGUAAUGUCGGUUUUCGUGUUCGUUGUUGUGGCGGUUUUGGACAAGAAUACGGUUGAUUGCUACGCUCCGGCGUUGGAGAUUAGUAGGAAGACAAUGCUUAUGGUGUUGCCUCCGAUUGUAGGUGGUGUUUGUAGUGGUGUUUUUGCUAUGUUUCCUAGCACAAGGCAUGGUAUUGGGUACCCUUCUUCUAAUGAUGCUAGCUCCUAAUUUAAAACAUGUGUGUGUAUUUUUGGUUUUGCUCUUUAUCUAGUCUAGAAUUCUAAGUUUGCAAGUUGAAUGUUUGAUUUAUGUAAUUGAGUGAUGAGAGUUUAUUGUGGCAUUUGAUCGAUUAUUUCAUUUGCAUGAAAAAAAAAUAAAAGAAAUUGUAUGCGUUGAGAUUGGAUAAUAAAUUGUUGUAAUAAAAAAGAGUUUUAAUUUA
Beta vulgaris subsp. vulgaris (sugar beet) is the source of this 834-nucleotide messenger RNA. RefSeq lists its product as hypothetical. The coding region runs from base 81 to 623 and encodes 180 amino acids. The record is from RefSeq and is a predicted model, not a curated record. Lineage: Eukaryota; Viridiplantae; Streptophyta; Magnoliopsida; Caryophyllales; Amaranthaceae. Gene Ontology annotation, biological process: endomembrane system organization. The transcript has a single exon.